UCCCGGAGUGCGGCGCGGCGCGGCGCGGGGGCUCGGGCGGCGGGAGCGGGGGCGGGGACGUUCGGCCCGGGCGGCGGCGGCGGCGGCGACGCGGAGCGCGAUGGCGCGGGCGGCCCAGUGCUUGUGAAACUGAACGCAACCAAAGUAUGGAUAUGGGAAACCAGCACCCCUCUAUUAGUAGGCUUCAGGAAAUCCAAAAGGAAGUCAAGAGUGUGGAACAGCAGGUCCUUGGCUUCAGCGGUCUCUCAGAUGACAAGAACUAUAAGAAACUGGAGCGGUUUCUCACGAAGCAGCUGUUCGAAAUAGACUCUGUAGCUACAGAAGGGAAGGGAGAUGUCCAGCAGGCGCGGAAGAGGGCGGCGCAGGAGACGGAGCGUCUCCUGAAAGAGCUGGAGCAGAAUGCCAACCACCCGCACCGGCUGGAGAUCCAGAACAUCUUUAAAGAAGCCCAGGACCUGGUGACGGAGAAGAUUGUGCCGGUCUACAGCGGCGGCAGCCAGGGCAGCGACGAGUUCGAGGAGGUCCUCCAGGACAUCAUCCUGCGGCUGACCCACGUGAAGACCGGCGGGAAGGUGUCGCUGCGCAAGGCCAGGUACCACGCUCUGACCAAGAUCUGUGCGGUGCAGGAGAUCGUGGAGGACUGCAUGCGGAGGCAGCCGUCCCUGCCCCUCUCGGAGGACACGCACCCGUCCGUGGCCAAAAUCAAUUCCGUCAUGUGCGAGGUGAACAAGGCCAGAGGCACCCUGAUCUCCCUGCUCAUGGGCGUCAGCAGCACGGAGACCUGCCGCCACCUGUCGUGCGUGCUCUCGGGGCUGAUGGCCGACCUGGACGCCCUGGACGUGUGCGGGCGGGUGGAGAUCAGGAACUACCGCCGGGAGGUAGUGGAGGACAUCAACAAGCUGCUGCGAUACUUGGACUUGGAAGAGGCCGCUGACUCCACGCACGCCUUCGACCUGAGGCAGAACCAUUCCAUUUUGAAAAUCGAGAAGAUCCUCAAGAGAAUGCGAGAAAUCAAAGACGAGCUCCUGCAAGCCCAGAACCCUGCCGAGCUCUACCUGAGCUCCAAAACGGAGCUGCAGAGGCUGAUCGGCGAGCUGGACGAGGUGAGCGUGGAGAAGAACCCCUGCAUCCGGGAGGCCCGGCGCAGGGCCGUGAUCGAGGUGCAGACCCUCAUCACCCACAUCGACCUGCGGGAGGCCCUGGACAAGCGGCGGCUGCUGCUGCCCGACGAGCUCCCCGAGCACCCGCCGCACAGGGCCGUGUGGGACGUCCUCGGCCACUUGUCGGAGAUCCUGGGAGAGGUGCUGGCCUUUGACGGCAACCGGACGGACAAGAACUACAUCCGGCUGGAGGAGCUGCUCACCAAGCAGCUGCUGGCCCUGGACGCAGUGGACCCGCAGGGGGAGGAGCGCUGCAAGGCCGCCCGGAAGCAGGCCGUGAAGCUCGCCCAGAACAUCCUCAGCUAUCUCGACUUGAAGUCCGACGAGUGGGAGUACUAGCGGCCCGACCCGGCCCGGCCCGCAGCUCUGGUUGUGCCCGCGGUCCUUCUGUCUUUCCAGAGAGCUUCCGGUCCAUCGCACCCCAGCGUGGUUGCUAGCUACGUGGCAUCCGUCAAUCUCAGUAUUUAUGGUUUCAAUUUCAGCAAAUUCUAUUUAGCAUCUCUGCUGCUUUUGAUGCUGCAAAACAAAUAUUACAACACAUUAACUUUUCCUUUUGGAUUAUCUGUUGUGCGGCUAUUGUUUCACUGGGGUUUUUUCUUUCUUAAAAAAAUCAGAAAUUACAAUAGUAUCUUUCAUAGUUUUUAAGCGGGUUGUGCAAGCAUCACUACGCGGUUUAUCUCAGGAUCCACAAAUAGAAUCUGAUGUGACAAUUAUGAGAAGGGGGAAGUUUUUGGUUCAGUAGAAGGUCUAAGUGCAACAGUAGUCAGUACCAUGAUAUGUUUAUACCAGUUAGUAAAGCAGAAUAUUUUCACUGCAAAGCCUGAUUGGCCCCACUGGCCUGAUAAGGUGGGGAUUCUUGUUUCUUUCCUCAGUCUUUUCUUCCAUCAGUCUUUUUUUUUUUUUAAGUAUUUCCCCCCAUUCUCUGCAUUUAGAGGGGGGCUCUUAUUUCUUUGUUACGUGUAAAAGAAAAUUAUGAAAAUCAAUAGAAAUGCCUCAGACUGUACUAGAGAAAGUGGGGGCAAGACUGGUACUUGGCAGUUGUUUCCGGUUAAAACCUGAUCUACGUGUUUCAUAGAAGUUGAAUCAUUCAACAUGUGAAUGAUUAGAGGCCUUAUUUUUUAAAGAAAAGGCACCCGAAACUGGGGUGAAGGACUGAGACAAGUUGCUGCUGGCGGGUCCCCCCUUCCACGCGGGCAUAGCGGGGCAGCCGGAGGAGUGCCGCUGAGCACACCCCACCGAGAGCCAGGGGGCCAGCUACUGCCACACAGACCUCCCGGCUGUCAGCCACAGGCCCUGAGGCAAGGCAUGUCUCCUUCCGGAAGAAGAGGCCAGAGAUGUGUGGCGCAGGACACGUAUGUCCUGUGUCCCCCUCUGCGGCAUGGAACCUCCACGCUCUGCUGAUCCAUCCCCAGGAUUCUCAUCUGUUCAUCUGGUGGUUGUUCAGGAGUGGUGUCAUUUCAGACAGCUGAAAACAUGACAGAUCUUGAAAGACGCCUGCCUGCCUGUCUGCCUGCCUACAGUGUAACCCUGAGCUCUCCCGGGAAACCCGGCUGUGCCCUUCCUGCUGCCGGAAACACGGCAUAGUGUGGUCACAGGGCAGUCGAGUUUGGGGACUUUGCAGGCCACAGUGCUCCCACAUUCUGUCAUGGUUUUAGGGGUUAGGCGUUCUCCCCAUCGGAGUUUUUAUAGCUCCAGUCAGUGAUGCUGUGGGGAGCUCCUGGCUGUCCACGGACCCCUGGCCAGGCUCUUCAUGGCUCCGCUGCUUCCUGGCUGCAGACGUGGGCUAACUGCCACGCUAGCUGGAGGCUCCAAGGACCUGGCCCAGCUUCCCCUGCCCCGGAACGGCCGAUGAACUGCGACUGUGUGUCAGGAACAAGCUUUGCUGUUCUCAGCCUUUUCAGUUUCCUGUGUCGCUGCUUCAGUGGCGCUGGCCCCGUGAUGCAGCGCUGUGCCGUGGCCACCCUGGGGCACAUCGGCUUCCACAUACUGCGUCUAAGGGGGUUUGUCCCAGUGUGUCUUACUGGCUGGCAGCGUGUGCUGGCAGUGCCCCUGGGCAUGGGCAGCUCAGCUGGUAAGCGGGGGAGCGGCAGGCCUUAGUGCUCCCUGGGCCCAGGGCAGUGGCGCGGAACGGAGGCAGGGCCUUGCCUCGGGUUGCAAUGUCUUGCUGUGAUACGCUGGCAUGAUUGCAUGUUGGAGAGAUUGGGACCAAUUUGUAUCAGUGUAUCGAAGGGACUGUUUAUUCUCUACGUGCAGGGUUUUAAAGCUAAGCUCUCUCGGCUUUUAUCUCACCAGUAUUUUUUAAGAUAAUGGGAGACACAUUUGUCAUUGAUUUUGAUGUACAAACCAGGCGUGUAACUGCCUUGCUUUUAACUGCGUGCCUAUUGUUAUGGUGUCUGAAGUAAUUCAGUAUUAUUCUGAAUGUUACUGUGCCCUUAGUUAACAAAAUAAAAACAUUUCUCAGUUUAUCAGUGGAGAAAGAAGGGUCUGAGAUGUGAG
Sorex fumeus (smoky shrew) is the source of this 3656-nucleotide messenger RNA. It is a transcript of the gene BAG5, whose product is annotated as BAG cochaperone 5. Lineage: Eukaryota; Metazoa; Chordata; Mammalia; Eulipotyphla; Soricidae. Gene Ontology annotation, cellular component: nucleus; membrane; cytoplasm. Gene Ontology annotation, molecular function: protein-folding chaperone binding; adenyl-nucleotide exchange factor activity. The transcript has 2 exons. Bases 147 to 1499 code for a protein of 450 amino acids. Gene Ontology annotation, biological process: protein stabilization; regulation of inclusion body assembly; negative regulation of protein ubiquitination. The record is from RefSeq and is a predicted model, not a curated record.